Messenger RNA from Hypanus sabinus (Atlantic stingray), 5855 nucleotides. Its product is annotated as sarcoplasmic/endoplasmic reticulum calcium ATPase 1. Gene Ontology annotation, biological process: calcium ion transmembrane transport; intracellular calcium ion homeostasis. The record is from RefSeq and is a predicted model, not a curated record. The coding region runs from base 387 to 3611 and encodes 1074 amino acids. Gene Ontology annotation, molecular function: ATP binding; ATP hydrolysis activity; P-type calcium transporter activity. Gene Ontology annotation, cellular component: membrane. NCBI's taxonomy places the organism in Eukaryota, Metazoa, Chordata, Chondrichthyes, Myliobatiformes, Dasyatidae. The transcript is spliced from 20 exons.
GCAGAGAGAAGGACGGAGGGGUGUGUCCUCUCCUUGUUUGGCGAAGAGAGCACUUGCCCAGGUUCCCAGAUGCUCAGAAGGAGGUUGACCCGCCCCUCUCACUCCCACGUGACGGAGAUCUCCAUCCCACCUCUAACACACUGCCCCCUCCCACCCAACCCUCUCGUUUCCUCCACCUCCUCGCCCUUUAAGCUCAGCAGCCCGACCCAGAAGGAGCCAGUUCUCGCGGAUCGCUCUCCCGGCGAGCAACAACACCCCCCCUCUCCCGAGCCGAUACUGCCUCCCCCCUCCUGCCCCCUCUCCGCCUCAGAGAGCCUCUCUGUCUGUCUCUUCCCCCCUCUACCAGGAGCUCUCCCCCCACAUCUCUGUCCCCACCCCCCCCCACCAUGGAGAACGGACACACGAAGACCACCGAGGAGUGCGUCGCUUAUUUCGGGGUCAAUGAGCUGACCGGUCUCAGCCCAGAGCAGGUCAAGAAGAAUUUCGACAAGUAUGGCCCCAACGGUAAGAGAGUGGUGGGUGGUGGUGGUUUGCAGAGUCGUCUCGGAUUCAGGAAGGGGGAAAGAAUUGCUUGGGGUUGGGGAGAGGGUAAACAGCCAGCAGGAGGCUCCGGGCCGGAUCGAAUAGAGGGCAGCAAAGGCAGUGCAGGAGGGUUUGGAGGUGUUGCAGCAGUGAUACCUGCUAACCUGUCUCUCUCUCUCUCUCUCUCUCUCUCUCCUUCUUCCCGCCAUGGACCGACAGAGCUGCCCGCCGAGGAAGGCAAAUCGCUUUGGCAGCUGGUGGCCGAGCAGUUCGAGGACCUUUUGGUCAGGAUUCUGCUCCUGGCAGCUUGUAUCUCCUUUGUCCUGGCGUGGUUUGAGGAGGGAGAGGAGACAAUCACGGCUUUCGUCGAACCCUUUGUGAUCCUGCUGAUUCUCAUUGCCAACGCAGUGGUCGGAGUUUGGCAGGAGAGGAAUGCAGAGGAUGCCAUUGAGGCUCUGAAGGAAUAUGAACCGGAGAUGGGGAAGGUCUAUCGGACAGACAAAAAGCUUGUCCAGAGGAUCAAGGCUCGGGAGAUCGUCCCUGGGGACAUUGUGGAGGUAGCAGUCGGGGACAAGGUUCCAGCUGAUAUCCGAAUCCUGAAGAUCAUCUCCACCACCUUGCGCGUUGACCAAUCCAUUCUGACCGGCGAGUCCGUGUCUGUGAUCAAGCACACAGAUCCCAUCCCGGACCCACGCGCUGUCAACCAGGAUAAGAAGAACAUGCUUUUCUCUGGCACAAACAUCGCGGCAGGCAAGGCAACGGGAGUGGUGGUGGCAACGGCUGUGAGCACGGAGAUCGGUAAGAUCCGGGACCAGAUGGCAGCGACGGAGCAGGAGAAGACGCCUCUGCAACAGAAACUGGAUGAGUUUGGCGAGCAGCUCUCCAAGGUCAUCUCGCUCAUCUGUGUGGCCGUCUGGCUCAUCAACAUUGGACACUUCAAUGACCCCGUCCACGGUGGAUCCUGGAUCCGCGGUGCCGUCUACUACUUCAAGAUCGCCGUGGCGCUGGCUGUGGCCGCCAUCCCUGAAGGUCUCCCAGCUGUGAUUACCACCUGCCUGGCCCUGGGCACACGGAGGAUGGCGAAGAAGAACGCGAUCGUGAGGAGCCUGCCCUCUGUCGAGACUCUGGGCUGCACCUCUGUCAUCUGUUCCGACAAGACUGGCACCCUGACCACCAACCAGAUGUCUGUCUGCAAGAUGUUCAUCAUUGACAAGGUGGAGCAGGACAUCUGCACUCUGAACGAGUUCUCUGUGACAGGUUCUACCUAUGCCCCUGAGGGUGAAGUGCUGAAGAACGAGAAGAGUGUGAGGAGUGGUCAGUACGACGGGCUGGUUGAGCUGGCAACCAUCUGCUCCCUGUGUAACGACUCGUCCCUGGAUUUUAACGAGGCCAAAGGGAUCUAUGAGAAGGUGGGUGAGGCGACAGAGACAGCGCUGGUGUGUCUGGUGGAGAAAAUGAACGUGUUCAACACUGAAGUUCGCAGCAUGUCCAAGGUGGAGAGAGCUAAUGCCUGCAACUCGGUUAUUAAGCAGCUCAUGAGGAAGGAGUUCACACUGGAAUUCUCUCGGGAUCGGAAGUCCAUGUCGGUGUACUGCAGCCCAGCCAAGGCCUCUCGUGCUGCUGUUGGGAACAAGAUGUUCAUCAAGGGUGCACCCGAGGGUGUGAUUGACAGGUGUAACUACGUGCGUGUCGGGACCACCCGCGUGCCACUCACCGCCAACAUCAAGGACAAGGUGAUGUCUGUGAUCAAGGAGUGGGGCACGGGCAGGGACACUCUGCGGUGUCUUGCCCUGGCAACCCGCGACACCCCUCCCAAGAGGGAGGAGAUGAACCUUGAGGACUCCACCAAGUUCAGUGACUAUGAGAGUGACCUGACUUUCGUGGGGGUGGUGGGCAUGCUGGACCCCCCACGCAAGGAGGUGAUUGGUUCCAUUCAGCUGUGCCGCGAGGCGGGCAUCAGAGUCAUCAUGAUCACGGGCGACAACAAGGGCACGGCCGUGGCCAUCUGCCGUCGCAUCGGCAUCUUCGGUGAGGAUGAAGAGGUGAUCGGCCGCGCCUUCACUGGACGCGAGUUUGACGACCUCCCGGCAGUAGAGCAGCGUGAGGCUUGCAGCAAAGCCAGCUGUUUCGCUCGUGUUGAGCCCGCACACAAGUCCAAGAUCGUGGAGUACUUGCAAUCGUUUGAUGAGAUCACCGCUAUGACGGGAGACGGUGUGAAUGACGCCCCGGCACUGAAGAAAGCCGAGAUUGGAAUUGCCAUGGGUUCAGGCACAGCCGUGGCCAAGAGCGCCUCGGAGAUGGUCCUGGCUGAUGACAACUUCUCCAGUAUCGUGUCGGCCGUGGAGGAGGGCAGAGCUAUCUACAACAACAUGAAACAGUUCAUUCGAUACCUCAUCUCCUCCAAUGUGGGCGAGGUCGUCUGUAUCUUCCUGACGGCAGCUCUGGGACUGCCCGAGGCGCUGAUCCCGGUGCAGCUGCUGUGGGUGAACCUGGUGACGGACGGACUGCCGGCCACCGCCCUCGGGUUCAACCCCCCCGACCUGGACAUCAUGAACCGGCACCCGCGUAGUCCCAAGGAGCCUCUGAUCAGCGGCUGGCUCUUCUUCCGCUACAUGGCCAUCGGAGGGUAUGUCGGCUGUGCCACCGUUGGAGCAGCUGCCUGGUGGUUCCUUUAUGCUGAAGAUGGACCACAGGUGACUUAUCACCAGCUGUCCCACUUCAUGCAGUGCACGGAGGAAAACCCGGAUUUCGAGGGGAUCGACUGCGAAGUGUUUGAGGCCUCAGAACCCAUGACAAUGGCCUUGUCGGUGUUAGUGACCAUCGAAAUGAGCAAUGCCUUGAACAGUCUGUCUGAGAAUCAGUCUCUGGUGCGAAUGCCUCCCUGGUUGAAUUGCUGGCUGCUGGGAGCCAUCUGUCUCUCCAUGUCUCUGCACUUCUUCAUUCUCUACGUCGACCCAAUGCCUCUGGUCUUCAAGUUGACUCACUUGAAUUUCACACAGUGGUGGGUGGUGUUGAAGAUUUCCUUCCCAGUUAUCCUUCUAGACGAGGUGUUGAAAUUCAUUGCCCGUAACUACCUGGAGGCUAAGUAAGACAGAGGAACUCGGGCGGAUGGAAGAUUAGUAUAUUGCCGUCUAAAACGGCUAAAGUAACGAUAAAGCAAGUAAUGCUCGCAAGAAUUAAAGAGACAGAGGUCUUUCCAUGGACCUUCGAGGAGCGUUUGGGGUUCAGCCUAUGGACGGGAGGGGCUUUUAGUCCAUUCCCAUUUUGCACACGCUCAAAAUUUCACCCCUUCCCCCUCCCACAACAAGAACUUACUUAUCGCCUGUGAAGACAAAAUAGACAGACCACUGCGACUUUCUCCUGAUUCUGUCUGUUGGGAAGAUGGGGCACUGGAGAGAGUGGAGAAAACCUUGCUUUCUCUCUCCUCCCACCUCCCAAAGCUUGACAUCUCCCCUCCCCGUCCCAUCUCCUCUCGAUUCCCGACAUAUGUCCUGUUCGUCCCCAUUCUCUGCAUCCACCUCCUUCCCCUGUGUUCCAGCAAAAAGUGUGGUUCGUCCUCCUGUGUGUCGGGAGCCUGGUUUCACAGGAGAGGGCGGGUAGGGGAGAGUCAGUGAGGCAAGGUGGGCAAAAGCAGAGGGGGGUGUGGAAGAGUGAGGGAGGGAAGUGUCAGUGUCCUUUGAAGUGGGCAGGCUGCAGUCCGCCUAACUUCAAAGUGCUCUCCCACCCCACCCUCCAACACACCCCACUGACAGCAAGGAAAUUUCCUUUGUACCUGCCUUUCAAUGUUCCUAUUCCCCCUUCCCUCAUGCAAUAUCCCUCGCCCAACAAUCAGGGUAAGAGCAAACUCCAAUUUCCCCCUAUUUACACCCUCUCUCUCCCUGCCACUCUCUCCCCCUUUCUCUUCACUCUCCCCAACCUCAGCCUCCCUUUACCCGCUUUCUUCCCCCUCUCUCCCCUUUCUUUCCUCCUCACCUUCUCUCCUCGUCCCUUUCUCUGCACCUUCUUUCUCUCCCCCAUCAUUCUCUCCAUGUCCCUUCCCUUCCCUCUCUCCCCCAACUCUUUCUCAUCCUCGCCCCCCCCCCAAGUACCAUGUCACAGGAUCAGUGUUGGGCCACGAGGCCCAUCAUGUAUGUUACACCAUUCAAUCAUGGCCGGUAUUUAUUUUGAACUCCAUUCCUUUGUCUUCUCACCAUUACCCUGAGCCAUCUCUCCCCUCCACUACUCUCUCUCCUUUCUUCCUGUCCACCUACUUCCACUCCUCCUCCCUCUGCUGUAACUCCAGACUGUGUACCCUGUUCUAUAAUGAGAAUAAAGUACAGCUCGUGGCUUGUUUCUCUGUCUCUGCAUAUUUCUUUCUCUCUCUCUCGAUCACCGUCUCCCUCACCCUUUCUCUCUCUCCCUCCCCACUCUUUCUUCUCUCUCUCUCCCGUGUGCUGCUUCCUACCAGUUUUUGUCAAGAUCGAUCUCCAUCACUGCAGAUAUGGAAUGGAGGAUGGUAGGUCUCUCUCAUUCCAAAGAAAUUAAAGUGGAGUUUAUUGUCAGCUGCACAGAUGUAUUGAGAAACAUCUUUGCAACAUCACAGACACACAGCAUCAGGUACACGACAUCCGCAGGAAGACAGCAAUGUAGUGUAAAUUGUGUCCAGUUUUUACAGGAAAGAACACAAAAAGGUAAAAGGCCAUUGUAUCACAAAGUGGUCUCGGUGUUUCUGUACUGAGACGGUGGUUCGGAUUGUGCUGGAUAGUUCAAGAACUGAAUGGUUGAAGGGAAGUCGUUGUUCUUGAACCUGGUGGUGAGGAACUUCAGGCUUCUGUACCUCCUGCCCGAUGGGAGCUGUGGGAAGAUGGCAUGGCCCCAAUGGUGGGGAUUUUGAUGGUGAACGUUGCCUUCUUGAGGCAGCCCCUCCGGGUACUAAUGAUAGUUGGAAGAGAUACAUCCAUGAUGUAUUGGGCAGAAUUUGCUACUGUCUGUUACUUCUUGCAUUCCUACACAUUCACAUUGCCGUCCCAGAACAUGAAGCCACCAGUCAGGACACUUCUAGAAUCAAAUCAGUUUUAAUAUCAUAUAACCAUAUAACAAUCACAGCACGGAAACAGGCUAUCUCGGCCCUCCUAGUCCGUGCUGAACUCUUAAUCUCACCUAGUCCCACCUACCCGCACUCAGCCCAUAACCCUCCACUCCUUUCCUGUCCAUAUACCUAUCCAAUUUUACCUUAAAUGACACAACUGAACUGGCCUCUACUACUUCUACAGGAAGCUCAUUCCACACAGCUAUCACUCUCUGAGUAAAGAAAUACCCCCUCGUGUUUCCCUUAAACUUCUGCCCCCUAACUC